AUGGAUCCGGCGGUGCAGACAGCAGGGCUCAGCGGGCAGAGGCGACGGGGAGUGCCCGCCAACCUCCGCAUCCAGCCCCCCGCUCAUGUCCAACAAAUAGCCAUCGCUCUCGCCGACUCGGACCCCUCCACCCUUUCUUCGGCAGAUUCAGACUAUCCCCCCUUCAAACCCUCAGAUCGCUCCGCCCGCAAAAACAUGAAAAAACUCUCCCUCGACCUCCCCUCGGCUCAGUCGUCGUCCGCAUCGCUCCUCGACCACCCCGCCGCUCCCAGUCCAGUCCCCUCCGAGCGCCCCCGCCGUCCCUCAAUCGCCUCACUCCCGACAAUUAAUGCCACCGCUUCCCUCUUCCACCGCAAGGACGAGGACGGCGGCUCGCCAACAGCGCCCUACGCCGACGGCCCCGUACAGAUCAUCCCAGGCAUAUGGAUUGGCUCAGAGGACAACGCCCGCGACUGGAAGGGCCUCAUCGAGCGAGGCAUCAGAUCGAUUCUCAACGUCGCAAAGGAGGUCGCUUCCCCAUUCGACACAGCCGCAGCCGCCUCACAGUCCCUCCGUCCCGUCGUCUCUACCCCCAAUUUCAGAGAUCGCAAGCACCCACACUCGACCUACUACCCGGCCCAUGUUCCCAGUGGUAGGCCCGCCAUGCACUACCUCAAGCUCCAGUGGUCCCAUGGUCAGCAGGAUCUCGUCAAGGACGGUUUCAAGGCAGGCAUGUCCUUUGCCGACGCAGCCUUGGAGCGAGGGGAAGGCUGUCUCAUCCAUUGUCAAUGUGGCAUAUCUCGAUCAGCCACAAUGGUCAUCGCUCUCGUUAUGCGAGCGGCAGCGGAGCACCAUACCUCUGUUCCUCCCGAGGUUUGGGAGUUGAAGGGUAUGCAAGGCGCAUAUUCAUUUGUAAAAGAAAAAAGUCCAUGUGUUGGCCCCAAUAUGUCUCUUAUUUAUCAACUUCUCGAGUACGAAAAACUCUUGAGAGGCGACAAGGGCUCCCCCAACGACUCUGAUGGUUCAUCAGGAACCGACGAGGAGGAAGAAUGGGGCCGUCGUCGUAGGAUGAUGGAGGAGGCUUCCGAUAACGAACCCGACGAACAGGAAAGCUCCCUGGUCAUGCAAGAAGCUCAUGCUUUGGACAAGGCCAUGGAGGAUCGCAUCGUCGCCCGCAAAUCCUCCGCCUCUUCCAUGAGUUCGUUGGGAUCAGGCUCCGGUCUCGGUAUGGGUCAUGCUUGGAGAAGUCGUUACUCGCGUAAGCGAACAGGCUCGAUAGCGAGCAACAAGACCAAUGGAAGCUUCCUCAGCGAGGAUCUAGUGGAGGAGGAUGAGGAGCAGGAGCUUCUAGGCGUUGGUGGGAACUCCGACAAUGACAGCCGUCAGGAGGCGUUAUCCUUGACCUCUUCACCAGACGAUGAGGAGCAUGACGGUACCCCCCGCAAUGUCUUGGUAAUGACACCAAGCCUAGCAACCGCACGUCCUCCGCCAUCCGCUCCUGUUUGGAAGACCUCGUUCACUGUUUCGCCUCCACCGAUGACCGCGGUGCGAUCGACUUUCGACAUCCCACCUCGCCCUCCUGCAAUCAAGCCCCUUGCAGCCAAGCCUCCCGCAAUCAUCAAGCCGAAACCAAUGAAACGCAAGCCAAUGGGUCUCAGUAUCCUGCCACCCGUCCCAUCAUCCCCGGUCAAUCUUGUCAUCGAAUCCGACGAAUCUGCCGAACCCGCGCCUGUCGAACCUCGGACCGGCCCCAAGGUGGCUCUACCGCUGCUCCCAGUCCGACAACGGUCCGAUUCCCGAAAACUCGCCCCGCCGCCCAAGCAGCUCCGACACAGUCUCCUGCGGACAGGAUCGAUGAGCUCGACAGAGUCGGUUUCGGUCGUGUCGACGCCGUCGCAGACGCUCUUCGUGUUCCCGCCGUCUCCAACGCUCACCACACGCACGCCAUCGACAAUGACGCUCACAACGAACGGACCAGUGCCAUUUCCCAGCCUGUCGACGCCGCGGGUGUCUACGUUCCGUUCGAAGGGGAGGACGCGGUCGUUCAUCGGAUUAGGAGCUCCGCCUACACCGACCGUUGCGUUCUCAAAGGUCGAUGUUCGCGGGUAUGUCGGUCUCGAAUAG
Messenger RNA from Cyclocybe aegerita, 2103 nucleotides. The record is from the annotation of a GenBank genome assembly. NCBI's taxonomy places the organism in Eukaryota, Fungi, Basidiomycota, Agaricomycetes, Agaricales, Hemipholiotaceae.